AUGGCUCUCUUGCACGCUGAUGAUUUGUGGUUUGAGACGAGGCUCGGUGUGGACAUCCCGCGGGUUUACCUAAUUUCGUUCCCACGCUCGGGCAACACCUGGACGCGGUACCUGGUGGAGGGCGCCACGGGAAUCUUCACGGGCUCUGUCUACACGAGCUAUAUGCUUUAUAACCUUGGAUACCUGGGCGAGAAGCAGAACAUUACAUCGAACACGACACUGUUGAUCAAAGAUCACCUGUUCGGAGACAAGAGCGCCCCACGGGACGGCCCGAUAGUCUUAAUUAUACGUGAUCCGAGAAAUGCGAUAACCUCGUAUCUGGCCUUCAAGAAGGCUAGGAAAAUGCACAAGAAUCCGCUCAUCUACAACGGCCCGGAAACGCUUCAGAUUGAAGAUUUCGAGAAGGACUUGGGAAACUACAUUGAUUCCUGGGAACGGGUUGCGACGAAGGCCAUGACGAACCCCACAGUUCUGGUCCUUCGCUACGAAGACAUCAAAGCUGACCCCAUCAGAUCCGUGAGGAAAAUCCUUGCGUUUCUCAACAUUCGUCCAGACGAAGACCGACUCGCCUGCCUCGCAAGACAUGUCGAAGGCAAAGUAAACAGAGGACAACCGGAAUUGGAUAUCUACACUGCUGAACAAGAGAUGAUCUUCUCUGCAGCCAUCGCCAGAGUCUCCAGGCUCAUGGAAUCAAAAGGAUUGCCUCCAUUGCUUUAUAACUCAUAGAAUAUGACUCAGAAUUCUUAACCUCUCCCGUAAAUGUUGCGAAGCUUGAAUUUGAGUUACUCAUGGUACGACAUAAAAGUCAGCGCUGGCCAGAAUGGUGAAAGCGUUCGUUUAUUGAAAAAACUCCAGUUUAUUCAAUAAGCAUAGGUAUGCGUAGAUACUAUCUAAUGCUGAUUUGAUUCUGAUUUUUUGAUAAACUUCCUAAGUUGAUAGUGAACUAUUCAAUUUGUUUCCUUCGCCAUCUUUCUUCUUCCAAUAAAAGUUUUCCCA
Molecule: messenger RNA, 996 nt
Organism: Hyalella azteca
Lineage: Eukaryota; Metazoa; Arthropoda; Malacostraca; Amphipoda; Hyalellidae
Product: WSC domain-containing protein 1-like
Exons: 7
Coding region: 1-726 (241 amino acids)
Molecular function (GO): sulfotransferase activity
Source: RefSeq, a predicted model, not a curated record